GUUUUACCAUGGGAUCCAAAACUCAUAAAGUCAAUGGAAAGACCUACACUGACUAAAAAAACCAACAAAAUCCCCACCUUUGAAUCAGGCCCUUACUGUGGCCAAACUAGUGACCCUUUCUAAUUUCUAUCUCCACUCACUUUGCACUGAUCAACCGGCAUUAUAAAUGAGAAUUCCAGGCAAAAAGAGGUAUGGUUUGGCAUGUACCUGACAAGGUGAUGUUGCCUUCCUGGAGCUGCCCAUCUUGGUUCCUCUGUUCUCCUAGCACCUGGCGUGGCAUGGCCAACAUGGACAGGAAGGUUAUCAGUAGCCAAGAGCCUGGCCCACCUUCCAGAGGAGAGAGGGCAAGGGAGGAGAUGUUUGCUCACCUCAUGAAUAGGUCCCACCAGAAGGCAAAAAUCCCAAAGGAAUGGAGAGAAGCAUUCAUCCUGCAAGACAAGAAAGAGAGAGAGGAGGACAAAAAGCCUGCCAAGAAGCUGUUAAAGGAGCACAUGGAUCAACUGGACACAGAAAGGGACUUGCAGGGAAGGAUGUCGGACAUGAUGCAAAUGCAGACGAGUUUCCUGGGGAGCAUGGUUGCACUGUGCUCAUGGGGAACACUCCGACAUAGUCCUCUCCUGCAGCUGGCUGAGAACACAGGGCACCGAGAGCCUUCUUUCAGUCACACAGCUGCAGGACACAGACUGUUCCCAUGCCAUCCCACCCCCCAAAACAAGGUGAACAGCUACCAUCCCACCUAUGGAGCUUUUGUGCACAAACAUGUUGGCUCUGUACUGUGGCUAUUUCUGCACCAUUUUAGUUGGUUUUGAGUUUGCACUGUCUUGAUAGG
This is a messenger RNA of Mauremys mutica (yellowpond turtle), 829 nucleotides long. RefSeq lists its product as uncharacterized. The transcript has 3 exons. The coding region runs from base 192 to 809 and encodes 205 amino acids. The record is from RefSeq and is a predicted model, not a curated record. NCBI's taxonomy places the organism in Eukaryota, Metazoa, Chordata, Testudines, Geoemydidae.